Messenger RNA from Astrephomene gubernaculifera, 1707 nucleotides. NCBI's taxonomy places the organism in Eukaryota, Viridiplantae, Chlorophyta, Chlorophyceae, Chlamydomonadales, Astrephomenaceae. The record is from the annotation of a GenBank genome assembly.
GCCGUCGUUGUCAUCCGAUGUGGGGUGUGCGUUGAGCUGCUGGGCGCUGGCGGCGCUGGCGGAGGCUGGCGGGGUCAGGAAGGCAACAGCGAAGGCGGCGGCGGGGAGGCAAGCUGGCGGCGGCGGCGGGCAGGGUCGUCAGGAGGCGGCAGGCGGGCGGUUGCCGGUGGAGGCCCUGGCGCGCGACUGCUUGCAGGUGACUGCCGCCGCCCUGCUGUACGGCACCCUCCAACUCGCCGCUGCCGUACACCGCGACAACAGCAACCCCACCUCCUCCUCCGCCUCCGCCACCGCCGCCGCCGGCGCCGCCGCCGCCGCCGCCGCGCCCCUGGCGGCUGCCGUACUGACAGCCGCCUCGCCGCUGAGCUGCCAGGCCGCCGUCGCCAUCCCCGCCGCUGUAGGCCGUGUGCUGUGUCCCUGGCAUGUGGCCGCCCUGCAGCAGCAGCUCCACAUCACCCGACUGAUGCUGCUGGCGGGAUGCCUGCUGCCGCCGUCGUAUUAUGUCACCACCACCACCCACGGCGACGGAGGCGACAACGGCUGCCAGGCCGCCGCCACCGCUGCUACCACCGCUACCGCGGCGGCGAAGGCGAAGGCUUCGGAGCUGCCGCAAGGUGCGGAGAAAGGCUCCCCGUCAAGCAAGCAACCGGAGGAGGAGGAGGAGGAGGAGGAGGAGGAAAAGCAGCAGCAGCAGCGGCAGCGGCUGCAGUCACGGCUGCUUGAGGGGUGCCUCUCCGUGCUCUCCACCGCCCCUCCUGGAGCCGAGGGCCUCUGUCUUCAGGCGCUCCGACUCGCCCUCCGAGGGGAGCUGCUCCGCGCGCCCCUGCAUGCAGCACAUGCCGCAGCGGCGGAGCUGCCUCGCCGCAACCCCCGACUAGCGCUGGCAGCCGCCGGAAUGCCGUACAACAGCGCUGCUUCGGCCGACGCGCCGUUUCCUCUUCCGUCGACGCCUCCGGACGCCGAGGCGGUGGCGGAGGUACUAUUUGAGUCGUACGCGGCCUCCUGGCUCUCCCUCAUCUCGCAGCGCCGCCUGGCUGCGGGAACCAAGGAUGCCAGCAGCAGCAACACCGACACUGCUGCUGCUGCAGCAACAGCGCCGUACACUGCUGGUUCUGAUGCCCCCGCUGCUCAGCCUCCUCAGCCUCCUCAGCCUCCUCAGCCGCAGCUGCUGCUGCCCCGGCCGGACCCGCUGGAGCUGGUGGCGGUGUCGCUGCAGGGUCAGCGCGGCUCCCGCCUGCCGGCACCCUCGCAGUGGCAGCUGAUGGAGGCGCACUUGCUGCCCGCCUCCGCAUCAGCCUCCUCCACCUCGUCCGUACGACAACAGCAGCAGCAGGGAGUGGCUGGCACGCAGCAGCAGCAGCAGCAGCAGGUGCAGCAGGCGCAACCCUACCACCCGGUGGGGUGUGCGCUGAUGCUGUGUCUGGGGCUGGAGACCAGCAGCGGCGGCAGCAGAGCAGGAAGAGGAGCAGGAGGAGCAGGAGGAGGAGCAGGGGGAGCAGGAGGAGCAGGUGGUGGUGGCGGUGUGCUGCGGUGGCUGACUGCCGGCCCCAAGCUGCAGGCGGCGCUGCAGGCGGCCUACCUGUUCAGGGCGGGGGAGAUGCUGCCGCAGCCCCCCGACGAGUCCUCCGAGGGCAGCUGGCGGGAGCCGCUGGUGCGGUGGGGCCUGGCGGGGCUGUGCCACCGCUACCUGUGCAGCGAGGACGGAGC